CGUACAUAUACGUAUACCUUACAUACGUAAAUAUAUCUACGAUCUUCUCUUUGCGUCGUAUAACGGCCUCCCUGCCUCACCCUUUCUCCGCCUCUCUCUUCCUCCAUUCUUUGUCCCUGUUCUCCCCGUUCGAUAUAUACAAAAGGUAUUUCGAACAACCGUGUACUUCGAUAAACCAACGUUUCGUCCUCCCUUAUCGUUAGGUUCGGUCGAAUCGUCGAAACAGGUCGCACGAAUAACUCCAAUCACGCGUUGUUUUCCUAGUCGAAGAAAUUAACCGCGACGGAUUUUCCUUUCGAUCGUUCAGGCCUGUGCCGCUAUCGGCUGUUUACGUUUCGUUUCGUCUGUCCUCGAUGCGACAUCGGUGUCGAUGCGAUUGUUAAACCUCGGGUCGUCGUCGCUCGUAGUGUUGGUUCGCGCGCCGCGCCGUGUUGGUCGCACGUGUCACUCGUGCCUGUAACGAUUUUCAUAAUUUAUUCCGAUCUACCAUAUCUUGAUAGACCAUUUUAAACCACUGUCUAGCUACGACAAACGCUCUCAACCUUGUUUCAAACAUUUCGUAACCACGCAUACGAACAUUGUUCUAAAGGAGACAAUAGAGUUUCGUGAAUUUGAUUUAGUAAUACCGGUUCGUUAAAUCAGACACCAAGACAAGAUUGGACACAUUUAUAGAAAUUUGAUUUAGUAAGAUAAUUUUUACGAGGAAGACACGAAGACAAUGGAGUUCGAAAUAUUUGAUUCUAUAAUAGCCUCUUAUUAAAAGACACGAGCGAGAUUGGAAAUCAAAGCCGGUAUUCCUGGCGGGAGACGGCACGUGGUUUCUGCAGGCACGCGGCUCCCUACUCUCCACCACGAGUUCCUCGUCCACGCUGGACGCAAUCAGCCGAUCCUCAAAGCCCGACCGGUAGUCGAACCGCGUGCACGUGGAGCCCGACGUGGCCUCUACCUCCGUGGAUCGCGAUCAACCGACCGAUCAACGGAGUCUGAUAUCGAUCGAGCUCCCAUUCAACCUGAGGAUCUAGCCGUGAAACGUGACUGCGAUCGUGGAUGAUCGACCGUUCGGAGUUACACGAAGGGAACGAUCGAUCGUGAUCGAUUCGAUACUAAUUGAACGUCGUUUAGGAACAGUAGUCGAAACGUGUCUCAAUUUCUCUUUCUCUUUCUUUCUCUCUUUAUCUCUCUCUAUCUCUCUCUCUUUCUUCUUCUCUUCUUCGAGAUCGUAGACGGUGAAUCGAUUUCCGUGGAAAAGUCAACAGGUGAAUCAUCCAAGAGGCGUCCAGUCAUCCAGUCAGACUGGAUUCGACUGGAUUUCACCUUUCGACCAGAAGAACAGACACACGGGGUGGUUCCUCGGAGUUCAGUGGCACAUGUGAUCGUGAUCAAAGAAGAUCCAGUGUCUGGGUUCUCGCGAGGACCAGAGGUUUUUGUCGAGGAUCCUGGAUCCAGAGGAAUGGAUGAAGAAUGAAGAAAGGGUGAAUGCUCCGCUUCGCAGAACGUGAGAGCUGCUUCAAAUCGGGAUCAGGAUGCGGUGGAUCGGUUACGUGGCCACAAUUCUCUGGUGGUCGGGCAUCGCCAGGUCCCUCAGUACGCUGAAUCGAGGUCACAGUUACAAAAUCACCCCGAAACCCUGUCGAGUCCCCGGGCCAGAGUCCAAAGAAGGCACGUGCAUGUUCGUGUGGGAGUGCAUUAAAUCAGAGGGCACGCACGUGGGCGUGUGCGUGGACACGUUCAUGUUCGGCAGCUGUUGUGUGCACAAUACGACAACGAACGCGAUCACCGCGUCCAAUCUUCAACACCACCAACAUCAGUACCAUCAACACGCUUCAUCCUCUUCGUCUGAUCCAUUGAGACCAACCCUAGCGGAGGCACUGGGCAACGAAUCAACCAGGCCAACGUUGACCUCCCUCUCCAGCUUCCUCGUCACGGACUCGAGCACCGCUAGACCGAGUCACCAUCCAUCCGAGACGCCGGUGUCUUCCGGAGGGUCCAGCAGACCGCACAAACCGCUCUCGGCCGGUUCCGCUAGGCCGCUGCAAAAAAGACCGCACGCGAAACCCACGUCCGAUCACAAGGACAGGAUUCAAACUUCGGCAGUGCCUGCCUCGUCGAAUUUCUGGGAGAAGGGCUCUCAGAGCACGAAGAGACCAGGUUCGUCAGAAUCUUGGGACAAAGGGUCUCAGAGCACCAAGAGACCUGGAUCUGGAUCCUCGGUUCAUUGGGAGAAGGGAUCUCAAAGUACUAGGAAACCUGUAUCCUCGGAUCUGUGCGAGAAAGGAUCUCAAAGUACUAGAAGACCUGGAUCCUCUGAUCUGUGCGAGAAGGGAUCUCAAAGUACUAGGAGACCUGGAUCUUCCGAGCUUUCGGAGAAGGGAUCCCAGAAUACUAGGAGACCAGGAUCUUCCGAGCUUUGGGAGAAAGGAUCACAGAAUUCGAAAAGACCUGGAGGUGUUUGGGAGGAUAGUAGUCAGAAUACGAAGAGACCUGGUCAUCAUGACUCCUUGAAUAUUCAGAAGACAAGACCGGAAAGUGGUCAGCAUACAAAUAUCAAAGAGAAGGAUACGACGCAUGGAAGUUUUCAGAGUCAUCUUCAGGGAUUCAAAGAUAAGGUGGACACUGGACACAAUACGUUGGUGAUUAGAUUACCGGCGAAGGAACAUGCUUCCAGUGAAGGUGAAGGUAUAAGGCAUAAUAGACCUAACAACCAAAGACCGUCCGAGUCGAGACCGGAUGAUAGUAAGACCGGGGAUGCUGAUUUGAGCGUGCAAGAGUCGAUACAUAGACCCAGUGUUAAUUCGGUCGAUGAAAAUGAAUCUGUCAAGGACCCUCAUCCAAGCUUGAACUUCAUUCAUACGGAACGUCCACAAUGGGCGACCAAACCAGUAUCCCCGAAACCUACAACAGACUUCUCGAAACCAUAUUUUUCAAUAAAAACGACCACCACCUCUCGACCGAUUCUGAUGAACGAUCAGCCAGAUACCAGGCCGAAUUUUAUCUCAAAACCCAAUAGUCCGAGCACGGUUACGAAAACCUCCACCACUGUCAGACCGACAUAUUUCAGUCAACAGUCCACUACCAGCGCAGCCGGAUCCUUGCCACAGACCUCUCACUGGCAUGUGACCACAGAGCCCGUGUUCGUCACGAAGCAAAGACCGUUGUCGUCCACAAAGCCGAUGGGCUCACCCGAGACUACUAAACCUUUGACCAGCAGUUCGCAUUUCUGGUCGGAAAACAGUUGGACGCCGCCGAGACCGUCCUUGAAACCGCACUGGACUGACAAUCCUAGCCUUCUUCAGAACGGGCCCGAAGCAUUUCCACCGCGGCCGAGUUUCAAACCGACCGAACCGCAUGAAAACACGGAGUUUCAUAAACCGCUUGGCGCAGCACACUACAUCACCACGUCUCACUUUGAGACUUCUGCUAGGCCUAGACCCACAAAGAAGACCACCACUUCUACGACAACUACCACUAGUACCACUACAACCACUACCAGUACAACCACGACCACGACCACCACGACCACCACGACCACUCCAAAACCUGACACGACAGUGUCUACGACCGAGGCAGUCGCGAAAACUGGAUCGGUGUUAACCGUGUCUGCCGCGACUGAAAGCAAGGGUAUGCAGUGCGGAGUACCGCCCCUGUUUCCAAGACCGGAGACUAGGAUCGUUGGAGGCAAGGACGCACCGUUCGGUCGAUGGCCUUGGCAAGUAUCUGUUAGGCGUACUUCGUUCUUUGGCUUCUCCAGUACUCAUCGAUGCGGAGGAGCGGUGCUGAACGAGAACUGGAUCGCGACUGCGGGACACUGUGUAGACGACUUGCUGACCUCGCAGAUCCGGAUUAGAGUGGGCGAAUACGAUUUUUCGUCUGUGCAAGAACGAUUGCCUUACGUUGAGCGUGGAGUUGCGAAGAAGGUGGUGCACCCGAAGUACAACUUCUUCACUUACGAAUACGAUCUGGCAUUGGUUAGGUUGGAAAGUUCAUUGACGUUCGCACCGCAUAUUUCGCCGAUUUGCUUGCCAGCCACCGACGAUCUUUUGAUCGGUGAAAAUGCGACUGUCACCGGUUGGGGAAGACUGAGCGAAGGUGGUACACUGCCUUCUGUGUUACAAGAGGUUUCCGUGCCCAUAGUGAGUAACGAUAGGUGUAAGUCAAUGUUCCUGAGGGCUGGGAGACACGAGUUCAUACCAGAUAUUUUCCUGUGCGCUGGAUACGAGAGUGGAGGCCAAGAUUCUUGUCAGGGUGAUUCGGGUGGUCCUCUCCAAGUAAGAGGGAAAGACGGUCGAUACUUCCUCGCUGGCAUCAUAUCCUGGGGAAUUGGUUGCGCAGAGGCCAAUCUGCCAGGCGUGUGUACCAGGAUCUCCAAGUUCGUACCAUGGAUCCUGAAGAACGUCACUUGACCCGGUUUCCAAAUAACCAUUUGCCACAGGAUCUUGUCGACAGCUUGCGACGUACCGACUGUCCGAAUAGGAGUUCCAAGCGUAACUCUGCACGUUUCUUCGAUUUCUUAACCGAGGGGUAACCAAGAGAUUGCACGAAUCACUGCCAAAUACGUAAGACUUGUCGAAGAAAACGGGACUCGAGCAAGAAUGGUUCUCGUUCUUCUUCGAAGACGAAAAAAGCAGGAGAGAAAAAAGGAAUGGUAGAAAAGAAACGAGAGAUAUAAGAUAUAUAUGUAUCUAUACAUUGGAUAGAAGUUUGAGAAACUUCCAUCUUAAAGACUGCUACUCGGAAAGCGAAGCCAAUCAAACACAGACCGCGCGAGACUGUGGAGAUCGUUAUGGAACGAUAAAAAGAAAAUCGCGCGUGUAGGACUGUAUUUAUAUAUAUAAAUAUACAUAUAAAUAUAAGUAAGAUAAUAAUAUAUUUCUCAGCCGCGAACGAACCGCAUGUUCGUCUGUCAGUUUUUUGCUAGCCUGUACAUGAAUAUAUAAAAAGAAAGGAAGUCUAAGCGGAGAAAUAGCUAACGGCUUGACGUUGAAACGCCACGUUAAAGAAAGGACGUAAAUAAUUAAAAGAUGCGGUUUCAACUGCAAGCCCUAUGAUUAUGCAUCUAUCUUACUCAAGUUGUAUAGCGAAUUCUGUAAAAUGCUAAGUUCUUGCCCAUCGCCCUUAGUAAUCGCCUAUUAAUCGAAAGGCUAAAUUAAUCUUCUCUGUCUCUCUAUCUCUCUUUCUCUCUCCCCCUCCCUUCGUCACUUUUUUUCUCUCUCUUUUUCCCUUCUUUAUUUACAACGUACGGAUAUUUUUGUACAGACAUCGUGUACUUAAAGGUAGGUGUGUGCGAACUAGGAAAGAUCUAAUAAAUAUAAAUAUAUAUAUAUAUGUGUGUAAUUGUUUAUAGAUAUAUAACGAUAUUUAUAAGUAUGUCAAAUAAACAUAUGUGUUUAUUACUA
Messenger RNA from Bombus pascuorum, 5393 nucleotides. RefSeq names its product serine proteinase stubble-like. Lineage: Eukaryota; Metazoa; Arthropoda; Insecta; Hymenoptera; Apidae. Gene Ontology annotation, biological process: proteolysis. Gene Ontology annotation, molecular function: serine-type endopeptidase activity. The transcript has 9 exons. The coding region runs from base 1524 to 4400 and encodes 958 amino acids. The record is from RefSeq and is a predicted model, not a curated record.